CAGUAUUACACUUCUUUUGAUAUAUGUUAAACUGAAAUCUUUUGUUCGGUACAACUGACACAAGCAAAAAAACAUUGUUGUAACACCCGGCUAAUCCACUUGAUCAACUGUACGUACUUUCCGAACUAAUUGAGUGUAUCGAAUGAGAUGCCAACUUAUAUUGAAAGACAUUUUAAUUCACUCGGAGCUAUCAAGUUUAAGUGCUCUAUCUCAAGAUAACUGCGAAAUAUCACAAUCGAGUAAAGAAAAAAAUUAUUUUAUCUUAAAUUAUUUUCGAAUCAAAAGUACUGAGUAUUAAUAAGCAGUUACAAACUUUUUAAUAGAGUGAAGUGAGUAGAUAAAAAAACAACUUUGUUGUCAUUAAGAUUGCUGUGCGGUGUUAGAAGCAUUCAUAGCAAUCUUAAAUGUACAUUCAUUAGUGCAAGUUAAUGAUUUAAUAUACAUAAUUGAAAUUAGUAUCAUGAGUGUAUUAUACAUGAAGACAAGUCCUGUAGCUUAUGAUAUUCAAAACUCAACAAUAUUUGGCCACGGAUGGAUUGAUACUUUAGAAUUGGGCACAAUGGAAAUGAAAAUAGCAGAAAUGUUAUCUGCUCACUAUCAAACAGUUAUUAUGUCCAUGAUCGGUUCCAUAGUUGUGGGGCUUAGUGGAUUAUUUCCUUUACUCGUUUUACCUGUUGAUGAUACAAUCUCAUUGAAAACAGGAUCUGGAAAAAAAAAUUUGCGGCUUUUAUUAAGUUUCUCUGUUGGAGGAAUGCUUGGCGAUGUGUUUUUGCAUGUGUUACCUGAAGUCUGGAGUGAUGUUUCUAAUAAAAAUAAAUAUAAAGAUUGGAGCCAUGAUGGUUGGUGGGUAUUAAUUGGUUUAUUAGUUUUCAUUGUUGCUGAGAAGUUAUUUUCACUAUCAGAUGAUGAAGCUGAUGACAAUAAUGAUGAUACUAUUAUUAUCAAUAAUUCUGUAGCUAUCACAAAUGUCAACAACAAUCAUAAAGAUCUUGCUUCAAUAGAGAAGCUUAAUAAUAAAUUAGUUGAAAAAGAAAAACAGAUUAUCAAAAUAAGUGGAUACCUUAAUUUACUAGCCAAUUGUAUAGAUAAUUUUACUCAUGGUUUGGCAUUAGGUGGAAGUUUUUUAAUAUCUCCCCGUGUUGGUCUUUUUACUACUCUGGCAAUACUUGUGCAUGAAAUUCCUCAUGAAGUUGGAGACUUUGCGAUUUUAUUAAAAUCUGGAUUUACUCGAUGGCAAGCAGCAUGUGCCCAAACAUACACUGCUUCUGCAGGUAUGUUAGGUGCUUUAACAGCUAUUUAUUGCAGUGGAAUAUCUGAUGAUGUUGAGGCUAAAACAUCAUGGAUUAUGCCUUUUACAGCUGGUGGUUUUUUACAUAUAUCACUAGUGACAGUUUUACCUGAACUAGUAACUGAAGAAAAUGUGAAAGAAUCUAUUAAACAGUUUACAUUAAUAAUUUUUGGAAUAUGUGUAAUGUUUGUUAUGUCUAGUCUGUUUGAAUAAUGACCAAAAUAAUGUAUUUUAUUUAUCUUCUCCCAUCAUCCCACUUAAAAGACUAUAAUAAUUUUAUUGUAUUAUCACACUGAAGGUAUCACUAUAAAUUCUAUUAAGUUAUUGUUUUAAUUAUAAUUUGUUUUUUAUUAAUUAUGAAGACAACUCUAAAUAACUCAGAGUGAAAAUAUUAACUCAAGUUACCAUUAUAAUAAAAUGACUUGAUUUUUGUUUUUGGCCUUAAUAUAUGUUGAUAAAUAAAUUUAUAUUUUGGCUGUGCAUUGUUUUUAGAAUUUUUUUUUAAUAUUUUAUCUAU
Daktulosphaira vitifoliae (grape phylloxera) is the source of this 1805-nucleotide messenger RNA. RefSeq names its product zinc transporter ZIP13 homolog (gene Zip99C). The record is from RefSeq and is a predicted model, not a curated record. The coding region runs from base 461 to 1501 and encodes 346 amino acids. Gene Ontology annotation, molecular function: zinc ion transmembrane transporter activity. NCBI's taxonomy places the organism in Eukaryota, Metazoa, Arthropoda, Insecta, Hemiptera, Phylloxeridae. Gene Ontology annotation, biological process: zinc ion transmembrane transport; intracellular zinc ion homeostasis. The transcript is spliced from 7 exons. Gene Ontology annotation, cellular component: membrane.